UAUAAAUCUCAAUAUAUUUGUAUGUGCACAGUCUUUUACGAAAUGCUGCAUGCAGAUAUUUAGUGUGAAAUGGACGCAACAGUUAUAAAUGAGGCCCCAAGUACUCUAAUAAAAAAUUCACUCCCGAAACAGUGACAUUGGGCUGGGAAGUUGGUAAGUUGCACAAGAUAGAGGUUGAAGUUCAGUCUCUGUUAGAGACAAAAUAACUACCGUGAGCUAGAGAAACAUUACUUCAAUACUAGGCUACUCCGGGGAGUACUGACUGGCUAGCAUGCUUAGAGCACACAUGUGUGUGUCGGUGCUAUGUCGUCUCUCAGACAAGUUUGUGCUUCAAUGGGUUAACAUCGACAGGAAGAUAGGAUGUGUCCAGCCUGCAGUGGGCCAAGUGAGAUGGAAGACAUGUAGACCAGCUCCCUUUUUGACAGCCAAGCCCAACCGCGCCCUCAUAGAUGAGCCGAUUACCCUAGAGGGACGUCACCUCCCCCCUCACUCACCUAUUACGGUGCGUGCCCGGAUGCAUAACGAGGACGGUGACCUGUGGGAAGCAUUUUCUCACUACAACACAGAUGGGAGGGGUGUUGUCAACUUGACCAGGGAUGAGUCUGUAGGGGGUUCCUAUGUGGGCUGUGAGCCCAUGGGACUAUUCUGGGCCCUGCAGCCUGCACCUGGAGAGAGAGAGGGUCUGAGGCUGCGGAAGAAAAACGUUGAGACUCCGUACUCUGUACAGUUGUCCUUAUUAGAGGGUCACAUUCCGGUUCCAUCCAGUCAUGGUUCCAACAAGGAGCAGCGACAGAGAGGGGAACAGGAGCUGGCUGCAGUGACUGUGGAACGCUGGUACAUGGCACCAGGGGUCCGGAGAACAGAGAUCCGGCAGAACGGAGUAGUGGGGACCUUGUUCUUACCCCCAGGUCCAGGUCCAUUCCCAGCCAUGUUGGACCUGUGGGGUAUGGGCGGAGGGCUGAUAGAGUACCGCUCAGCCUUGUUUGCUUCCCGAGGCUUUGCCAGUCUCUCCCUUGCCUACUUUGGCCAUAAAGACAUCCCUGGUCCACUCAACACUAUCAAUGUGGGAGAUGCCUACUUCAAGACUGCGUUACAGUUUCUCCAGGACCACCCCCAGGUGUGUGGGGACAGGAUGGGGGUCAUGGGCCUCUCGUUUGGGGUCUACCUGGCUCUGCGAAUCGCCACUCAAAUUGAUUUCAAUCCCAGGUGUGUGAUCGGAGUGAAUGGUCCAAUAGGAAGUUUCAACAAAUUCUCGGACAGCGACGGCAUAACAGAAAGCUUUGAAGGGAAUCAGACGCACUGGAGUUACGAUGAAGAGGGCUACGUCAGUUUCAGAGAAGUGACCACGCCCAACAACAUUCCACCUGAGAACAAAGCAAAUGUUGAAAACCUGUGCUGCCCCCUACUGUACAUUGUGGGUGAAGACGACUUGAGCUGUGCAGCUAUUGAGAACGCAGAUGAGAUUGAGAAGAAGAUUAAAGAUGCUGGUAGAUCCCACCUGUUCACCCGCCUGUCAUACCCCGGUGCUGGUCACCUGAUUGAGCCGCCCUACACCCCCAACGCCCGAGCCUCCAUGUGGACCACACAACCCAAGAAACUGAUCACUCUCUGGGGAGGGCACCUGGCACCCCACGCUGCCGCCCAAGAGGACGCCUGGAAGAGGACCCUGGAAUUUAUGGAACGCCAUCUAAGGGGAAAGGAAGACAAAUAGCCUUUUGACCACUUUGGGAUAGAACGGUCCAUCUCAUAUGCAUCACUCCUCAAUGCAAGACUCAAAACUCACCCAACUGUCCAAAUUCAAGUGGACUCAAUGUUUUCUUUCACUAUUUUCACCAUACAGAUUUUUAUGUAAGUGUCUAUGUAUUGUUGUCAUUGAUUUGUUUGAUUUUUAUAAACACAACUAUUAUACCAUAAUAAAAUCAAUGUAAUGUAAACAAAGU
Molecule: messenger RNA, 1940 nt
Organism: Oncorhynchus kisutch (coho salmon)
Lineage: Eukaryota; Metazoa; Chordata; Actinopteri; Salmoniformes; Salmonidae
Product: acyl-coenzyme A thioesterase 1-like
Exons: 12
Coding region: 272-1711 (479 amino acids)
Biological process (GO): acyl-CoA metabolic process; fatty acid metabolic process
Molecular function (GO): fatty acyl-CoA hydrolase activity
Source: RefSeq, a predicted model, not a curated record